Cantharellus anzutake is the source of this 1191-nucleotide messenger RNA. RefSeq lists its product as uncharacterized. The transcript is spliced from 11 exons. The record is from RefSeq and is a predicted model, not a curated record. Bases 1 to 1191 code for a protein of 396 amino acids. Lineage: Eukaryota; Fungi; Basidiomycota; Agaricomycetes; Cantharellales; Hydnaceae.
AUGAAGCGCGCAGUCACUGCGAAGCUUAGGACGAUCCACUUGGAAACCCGACUGGAAAGGGCUUUGGCGCCGCUCAUGCUGCCGCAAGCACUCCAUCAGCGCUUGAGCGAAGGUUAUAAAGCCUCGAGGACAGUGACGCGAAGGUAUCCAACUGGUUGCGAAAACGACUUCCUCGGACUGCCGCUCCUUCGGGUUCUCAACAAUAAUGAGCCAGAUAAUUGCGAUUCAUUCGAGCUCCGAGAGAAGCUCAAAAGAAGAAUCGCGCAUAAUUCCAAUUUCGGAACAGUCAUCUUCAACUACCGAACUGUUGUUUGCUUUCACCCCAUCCUCGUCACCUUUUUACGAACUGUACGAUCAUCUCUGAUCCUGUCCGGGUCUUCGCCAUUUCUGGCGAUUGUUCUGGACACGCAAAUCUCGUUGAGUGAGAAUUUACUCAAUGCCCGAACGGUCAUGGAAGCAAAGUUGCCAAAGAAGGUUGACAGAUGGGAUGGUGACGCGACCAAUUACGAAGCCCAAUUCAAUCAUCGCAACACCCUCGGUUUUGGUGACGGUAUCAUCGACCUCACCGGCAUCAACCAACGCACUAUUUCCCGAUUCCAGCUCGAUCCAUGGCAGCAACUGUCGUUACCGAAGAAAACGAGGAGAAUGCCAGUCCAUAGCCAUGGUAGGACCCCCGCAAAUCUCGGUAUUAAUGGCCCCUUCCCUACGACACGCGCAUCAUUCCGAAUUAGUGGAUGUAAAGUAGACGGGUUGGGCAUGCAUGAAGAUCUUGGCGUCUAUUCCCUGUUGCCGGAAGAAUCCCGCUAUUGUGCACCGGAAACAACAGAAUUCUCUUCCGCGGUGAUCUUAGGGAUGUCCGCAGUCGUCGUCACCCUUAGCCAUGGUAUCCUCCCCCCAUUCCUCGUCGUCGCGCGCCUGGGUUUCCUUCCGGAGUAUGGUAUUUCGAUGGAGUCAGCGCUUUCACUUAGUCGACCGAGUCGGGCGAGUUCAUUGCCCCUUACAGCGUUACGAAUGUCCCUACCACUUGCUCAUAUCUCAUCCCUGCUCCUGUAUCCCCUCGACCCAAUCCUCCCUGGUGAUCCCGUAGACAUACACCUCUCCGAACCGGAUAUAUGCGUGACUCAGAUGCGUCCCAAUUUACGGCCUCCCACCAAGCACGCACGAAGACCGCUACACAUCACGAAUCACUAG